AGAAAACAUGGCGAACAAAAUUUUUUAAAAUUUUCGAUAAAUCUAUAUAAUAAAGAAUAUCUGCCUGUUUUCACCAGGAUGUCGUACGGGAAAUGGAUAUCUCGGUUAAUGAGAAGACAUUGCUUGAGUAUUGAGGGAUGGCUGACGGCAUUUCUGUGUAUAUUUGUAUAUUUACUUGUGUUUCACCGAACUUCUAUGAAGAAUUUUUUCCAAAAAACCAAAAUCAGAUUCCAGAUUUGGUGGAAAGGUUGUUACACUUCUAACUGUGAUAAAGAACUAACGAAUGAAAAGGUCAAAGCAUCGUGGGAAUUAAGAAAAGGAAAUGUUGGAGUUUACGCAAUACAAGGACGUCGCAAUCACAUGGAAGAUAGGUUCAAUGUGGUUCUGGAUUUGGAACAUACAGGGACAUCUAUAUAUGGGAUCUUUGAUGGUCACGGUGGAGAGUUCGCGGCUGAUUUCACAGAGAAAACCUUAUUUAAAACAAUAAUGGUUCGUCUUCUGAAGGCAGCACUAGCAGGCAGCACGGAGGACCUUUCUGCCCUCCUCACAGAAGAGUUCCUAUAUGUUGAUAAACAACUUUUAGCCAUAGAAAAGGCAACAAAUGAAGUCUCAGGUACAACAGCACUCAUAGCAAUGGUUAAAGACAAUAUAUUGACAGUGGCAAAUGUGGGAGAUAGCAGAGGUGUCUUAUGUGACUGCAAUGGGAAGGCAGUAGCGCUAUCUAUCGAUCAUAAACCUCAAUUGUUAAAAGAGAGGAAACGAAUAAAAAAGGCGGGAGGAUUCAUAAGUUUUAAUGGAGUAUGGCGAGUUGUUGGGGUCCUCGCGACAUCACGUGCAAUGGGGGAUUACCCCCUCAAAGAAAAAAACUUUGUCAUAGCCGAGCCAGAUGUAUUAACUUUCGAUCUGAAUGAAGUAAAACCAGACUUUAUGAUUCUCGCUACUGAUGGUUUAUGGGAUGCUUUCAGUAAUGAGGAAGCAGUAAUGUAUGUCAAAGAGAGGCUGGAUGAGCCUCAUUUUGGCGCAAAAAGUCUCGUAUUUCAAGCUUAUUACAGAGGCUCUCUUGAUAACAUUUCAGUGAUGAUAGUGAAUUUUAAGGCGCAAAAAAUUGUGACUGUCCGAAAUGGAAUGUCAGCGUAAAAUAAUAUUUUAACAACUGAGAAAUAUUGUAAAUGCACAUGAACUAAUCUAC
Owenia fusiformis is the source of this 1189-nucleotide messenger RNA. NCBI's taxonomy places the organism in Eukaryota, Metazoa, Annelida, Polychaeta, Sabellida, Oweniidae. The record is from the annotation of a GenBank genome assembly.